GACCGUACAUCUUGCCUUGAUCUUCAAUCUUGUGGAAGCAUAUUCUCGGUAUGCUAGAUACCAAAACACUUGCCGACUAUUCUAAAUCAAGUACGCUAAGUUUAGUUUUUGGUGUGGGUUUUCAGUAUUCAUUGGAAACCUUUGUUCCUGCUACUAUUUCAUUUGUGUUUGUAGAGUAACAUUAUAGAAAUAAUAUUUUAUUGUGUUAAAAAAUAAGCGGAACUUGAAUUUUUUAGGGUUACCUCACCAAUCAGCUGUAGUCAAUGCUGUAGCAACGGAUUGGAAUGUGCAAUUGAAAACUUUUAGUCUGUGGCGAUUUGGCGAUAUUCGAUUCCUUUACAGUGGACACGAGGUGUUUCUAAUGUUUUGAAUUUGAUUUCCGUAAUUUAAUGAUAUUACUUUUAAUCAUUCAAACAUAUUAGUAAAAAUAAUAUGUCCGUAUAAUAUAAUGUCAAUCAAAUCCCAGUCACAUUUCUUAUAGAUUAGUUAAUGUUAAUAAAUUGGCAUGCUCUGCCGGGUGCAUUCGUAUAUUGUUUUAUUGGUGUAGUAGUGUAUUGCAAUGAACGUAGGCAACGAGGCUACUGGAGAGGUAGCUCUCCUUGUUGAUGAGCUCAGCAGAGCAGUGGAGCUUACAUUAAUUCCGACCGUUUCUCAUGAAGAAAGAAGCCAGGCCUAUAAUGCCUGUGAAAGUUUUAAAGAGAACUCACCAUGGUGUGCCCAGGCUGGCCUCCUACUGGCCAGUGGCAAUCAGUACUCACCAGGUGUCAAACAUUUUGGCCUUCAGCUGAUGGAACAUACAGUCAAAUACAGAUGGACUCAGAUAACACAGGCAGAAAAAAUAUUCAUUAAGGAAAAUGCAAUGAAAUUGCUGUACAUGGGGGGUUGGGAGACUAGUCACCUAAAUGAUGCUUUGGCUCGAGUUAUUGUGGAAAUGAUAAAGCGAGAAUGGCCUCAGCAGUGGCCCACCCUCCUUGUAGAGUUGAGUGAUGCAUGCUCCCGUGGACAUAGGCAUACGCAGAUUGUCCUACAUGUAUUCCUUAGGCUAGCUGAAGAUGUGGCUAUUUUACAGACUUUAGAAAACCAUCAGCGACGGAAGGAUAUAAACCAAGGCCUAACACUCAAUAUGUCUGAGAUCUUCGCUUUCUUCAUGCGCCUCAUAGAACAGCAUGUGCAAGAGUUCAGGGAGAAGACAGCCGCUGGGGAUUACGCUGUAGCCGCUAGCCACGUACAAGUCGUACAGGUUGUGUUAUUAACUCUUACUGGUUAUGUAGAGUGGGUGUCUAUAAACCACGUAGUAAUGAACAACGGACGCUUGCUGCAAAUCCUGUGCAUACUCCUACAGGACGAUGUCUUCCAACUACCCGCCGCUGAAUGUUUAUUGCAAAUAGUUAAUAGAAGGGGUUCCACCAAAGAAAGGAAACCUCUUGUGAUAUUGUUUAGUAAAGACGCUAUAAAUUGCAUUCACCGCGCGGCACUAGAUAGUAUCAAUAAGUUUGAUGAAGUACAUUAUUUGUUCCUAAAGAAGUUUUCUCAGGUACUGGCAGGCAUCGCACAACAACUCACAUCUCUAUGGAGCCACCUCACUGAACCAGACACCUGGCUGCCAAUACUCCUCGAGACCAUGUUACUGCUGACGUCACAUCCGUCGCUAACACUAGCGCAUACAGCAAACUCUGUGUGGUUAGCGUUCCUGAAACACGAUCAUAUAUCGAAGCUGCCGUACGUGGUUGCUAUAGUACCCAGGUGGCUUCAAGCGUCUGCUCCUAAAGUACUUAAGGUGACAUACCCAUCGUCUCGAGUAAGCAGCACCAAUGACGCCGUCGCGUACGCUUGUAUGGACUAUGACAGUGAACAGGAAUUUGCCAUAUUCUUCUCUCGAUGCCGCACUGAAAUACUAGAAAGUUUCAAAUUUUGCAUGAUAGCAACACCAUUAGUCACAUGGGGAUAUGUAGAGCAAUGGACGCGGGCUGCUCUAGACAAAGUGGACACAUGUCCACAGCAAAUGGAUACUCAUCAUCCUAUGUUCAUUGAAUGGGAAGCUUUGUCUCAGGUGUUAGACAUAGUCCUAUCCCGCCUCCUACAAGCGGACCCCCGGCCCAGUGUGGUGGAAGGCUUGCAGCUGCUGCAACGCUGCGUGGUGUGCACACCGCCCGCGCCGCUCAUACUGUCGCUGUUGCUCUCCUUCAUAUCCGCGCUCUUCGUAUUCCUGAGUUGCGCUUACAGUCAGCUAGCAGGUCCGGGCGUAGUGGGAGCAGGUGCGGAGCUAUUACCGCGCGUGUUGGACAAGAUCUUCGCGGCGCUGGUGUACGAGGGCACGCCGCCCGACGACCGCCGCUCGCGCUCCGUCAAGAACGUGCGCAGACAUGCCGCCGGACUGCUGGUCAAACUCGGAUCUAAGUAUCCGCUGCUACUCCUCCCCGUUUUCGGAAGGCUACACGAUUUGUGUCGCGCAGCCCUGGCCCGGCCCGACCUCAGCGCGGUAGAGAGUGUGACGUUACAAGAAGCACUGCUACUUGUCUCGAAUCACUUCUGCUGCUACGAGAGACAGAGUGCACUUGUUGCUCAGGUCCUGGGUGAUUGUAGUGAGCGCUGGGCCAGUCUGAGCCCGCACUUAUCAAGCGCAGAGGGUUUAGCGCGGCUCGUGGGGCUGGACGCGCCGCCCACUGAGGACGAGGACGAGCGCGGGCGCGCGCGCCGCACGCUGCUGCACGCGCUCACGCUGCUGCUGGGCGUCGUGAAGCGCACGUGCGUGCCCGCCGACCCCGACAAGGCGGCGCGCGGCGGCUUCAGCAGCGGCGUGACCGCGGCCGGCAACCCCGUGUGGCGCAACCCCUGCGCCGCGCACGUGCUGCCGCUGUUCCCCGCCGCGCUGGCGCUGGCCCGCGCGCUGCACGCGCUGCACGCGCCGCCCGCCGCGCCGCUACACACGCCGCGCUCGCGCCGCCCGCCGCCGAGCGCCGCAACCUGCUGGGCGCGCGCGACCACGACCCGCCGCCCGCCACCCGCCCGCAGGUACACUCACACUAACACACGCCGCGCUCGCGCCGCCCGCCGCCGAGCGCCGCAACCUGCUGGGCGCGCGCGACCACGACCCGCCGCCCGCCACCCGCCCGCAGGUACACUCACACUAACACACGCCGCGCUCGCGCCGCCCGCCGCCGAGCGCCGCAACCUGCUGGGCGCGCGCGACCACGACCCGCCGCCCGCCACCCGCCCGCAGGACCGCAUGCAAAGCUUUCUGCACACUCUCCACGAGAACGUGUGCCACCUAGUGGGUGCCGCAGCGACUACUCUGGGCCGGGAACUCUACGCUGUGCCAGGGCUGGCCGGCUUCCUAGCCGACUCGUUACUGUACGGCCUGGAGUACCUCCCCGACCACUGGCUGCGGCCGAUCGUCCGCAACGCACUCAAACCCCUGCUACAUCACUGCCCACCUGCGCACUACUCAGAUGUUGCGCUACCACUGCUUGAACAUUUUGCACCAUUCAUGUUAACCCACUUAUCAGUACGUUGGGACUACAUCUCGUCUCUCUAUGAAUCUGGUAAACUCGAAGAGGAAGGCGGAAGCGAAUCGCAGGAAGUACUCGAAGAUAUACUCGUCAGGAAUCUCACUAGGGAGCAUCUUGAGGUUUUAAAGAUCUCUCUAGUAGACGGUGGCUUGAGCGUAGAAAGCAGCGUCGACGACAUGGAUGAGGACAAUACGGGAGGGGGCGGCGGAGGCGGGGGAGGAAACGCCGCGCGGGCCCCCGACCAUGUGUCCGAGUUGGGCGCGCUUGUGCUAGCUCAGCCUAACGCUGGGCCUGCAGCGUUAUAUACCGUGCUCCGCGCGCUCACAUGGAACGACUCGGCGUCGUCGCUGCGCGCGUGCGCGCUGGCGCUGCCCGCGCUGCGCGGCGCGCUGGCGGCGGGGCGCGUGUGCGCGGGCGAGGCGGGCGGCGCGCUGUCCGCCGUGCUGCACGCGCUGCGCCUGCACGGCCAGCACGACGCCAACCAGGCCGCGCUGCUGCAGCUCGCCGUGCAGACUUACGAGAUCCUGCGACCUCUAUUCCCGGGCAUAGUGUCCGUCCUCCGCGCCAUCCCCGACGUGGACGCGCACGACCUGCACCGCCUGGAUGAGAAGCUGGCCGCGCAACCCGCCAAGCCCAGCAAGAUCGACAAGAGCAAAAGGGACUUGUUUAAGAAGAUUACCUCUAGGUUAAUUGGACGCAACGUAGGGCAGCUGUUCAAGAAGGAAGUGUACAUCCUGGACUUGCCGACCAUGCAUAUCCUGAAGGAUAAGCCGCGCAGUGCCAUCGACGCUCCGGAGGGCGCCGGCCUAGAACGAUUGUUCGCCCCCAGUGCACCUACUUAGCGCUUUCGCUUGCAACUUCUGUUGAACUUUAUUAUUAUGUCAUUAUACAUAUUAAAUAAAUCUAUUUAUACGAAAUUUAAA
This is a messenger RNA of Trichoplusia ni (cabbage looper), 4432 nucleotides long. It is a transcript of the gene Ranbp21, whose product is annotated as exportin-5. Gene Ontology annotation, biological process: protein export from nucleus; RNA export from nucleus. The coding region runs from base 560 to 4351 and encodes 1263 amino acids. Gene Ontology annotation, molecular function: RNA binding; nuclear export signal receptor activity; small GTPase binding. The transcript has 21 exons. Gene Ontology annotation, cellular component: nucleus; cytoplasm; RNA nuclear export complex. NCBI's taxonomy places the organism in Eukaryota, Metazoa, Arthropoda, Insecta, Lepidoptera, Noctuidae. The record is from RefSeq and is a predicted model, not a curated record.